AUGACCCUGGGCAGCUGCUGCUGCGAGAUCAUGUCCUCCGAGAGCUCCCCGGCCGCACUGUCCGAGGCCGACGCAGAUAUAGACGUGGUGGGCGGCGGCGGCGGCAGCAGCGGUGGGGGGGAGCUCCCUGCCCGCUCUGGGCCCCGCGCCCCCCGGGACGUGCUCCCCCACGGCCCCGAGCUUCCCCCGGAGGAAGCCGCGGGGGAAGCCGUGGAGGACGAGGAGGAGUCCGGUGGCUGCUCGGACGGCGAGCCCCGCGCUCUAGCGCCCCGAGGGGCGGCGGCCGCAGCGGGAAGCCCCGGGCCAGUCUCGGCGGCGGCCCGGGGCGCGGCGGGGCCCGGGCCAGGACCGCCGUCGGGGGGCGCGGCAACUCGGAGCCCCCUGGUGAAGCCGCCCUACUCGUACAUCGCGCUCAUCACCAUGGCCAUCCUGCAGAGCCCCAAGAAGCGCCUGACGCUGAGCGAGAUCUGCGAGUUCAUCAGCGGCCGCUUCCCCUACUACCGGGAGAAGUUCCCCGCCUGGCAGAACAGCAUCCGCCACAACCUCUCGCUCAACGACUGCUUCGUCAAGAUCCCCCGCGAGCCGGGCAACCCGGGCAAAGGCAACUACUGGACGCUCGACCCGGAGUCGGCCGACAUGUUCGACAACGGCAGCUUCCUGCGGCGCCGCAAGCGCUUCAAGCGGCAGCCGCUGCCGCCGCCGCAUCCACACACGCACCCGCACCCCGAGCUGCUGUUGCGCGGCGGGGCUGCAGCGGCGGGGGACCCCGGCGCCUUCCUGCCGGGCUUCGCGGCUUACGGAGCCUAUGGCUACGGCUACGGGCUGGCGCUCCCGGCCUACGGCGCACCCCCGCCGGGCCCAGCCCCGCACCCGCAUCCACACCCGCACGCCUUUGCUUUCGCCGCCGCCGCCGCCCCUUGCCAGCUGUCGGUACCCCCGGGCCGUGCCGCGGCGCCUCCACCCGGACCUCCGACGGCCUCGGUGUUCGCGAGCGCAGCCUCGGCUCCGGCCCCUGCGCCUGCUCCGAGCGCAGGGUCGGGCCCGGGCCCCUCGGGCCUGCCAGCCUUCCUGGGCGCGGAGCUUGGCUGCGCCAAAGCCUUCUACCCCGCGUCCCUGAGCCCUCCCGCAGCAGGCACCGCACUCCUGCGCCCAGGCCUCAAGACGGACGCGGGUGGAGGGGGCGCCGGGGCCGGGCAGAGGCCUUCCUUCUCUAUAGACCACAUUAUGGGCCACGGUGGCGGCGGGGCAGCACCCCCGGGCGCCGGCGAGGGCUCCCCGGGGUCGCCGUUCUCGGCGGCGGCGGGUCCUGGGGGUCAGGCCCAGGUCUUGGCCAUGCUGACUGCCCCGGCCCUGGCUCCAGUGGCCGGCCACGUUCGCCUCUCGCACCACGGGGACGCUCUCCUGUCCUCAGGGCCCCCGUUUGCUGGCAAAGUCGCAGGCCUCAGUGGCUGCCACUUUUGA
This is a messenger RNA of Budorcas taxicolor (takin), 1461 nucleotides long. It is a transcript of the gene FOXD2, whose product is annotated as forkhead box D2. The record is from RefSeq and is a predicted model, not a curated record. Gene Ontology annotation, molecular function: RNA polymerase II cis-regulatory region sequence-specific DNA binding; DNA-binding transcription factor activity, RNA polymerase II-specific. Bases 1 to 1461 code for a protein of 486 amino acids. The transcript has a single exon. Lineage: Eukaryota; Metazoa; Chordata; Mammalia; Artiodactyla; Bovidae. Gene Ontology annotation, biological process: regulation of transcription by RNA polymerase II; anatomical structure morphogenesis; cell differentiation.